Molecule: messenger RNA, 2844 nt
Organism: Chlamydomonas reinhardtii
Lineage: Eukaryota; Viridiplantae; Chlorophyta; Chlorophyceae; Chlamydomonadales; Chlamydomonadaceae
Exons: 6
Coding region: 339-2534 (731 amino acids)
Source: RefSeq, a predicted model, not a curated record
AUGUAACUAUCCUACUGUAUGGGCCCAAAAUGACUAUACGGGAGCUAAUAGCGCUGGGUUCGUUUGAGCAGAGUUGGUCGCACGUCCUCGCAGAAGCGGUAGUGGACCAUCUGGCAAGGCCAGAUGCUCAAAGACUAUUAACAGGAUUCUUUAAGGGCCCCACUUUCUACAUUCAACGGCCCGGCCUGUACGCAGCGACCAGCACUGUAACGUGCAAGCGUGGCUUCUACUUGGGCGUGGAGGCUGCAAUUGCCAUCAACCAGGAGGUGUCUGGGCUGCUGGGGCAGCAGCUCGCGGGGGUCGCACUCGCGGCCCCCACCACGUCCCACAUCCAAGCCAUGGCGGAGCCGGUGGAGGACGUGGUCGUGCUGGACAGCCUACAGCGUGAGGAUGAGGUGAAGGCUGUAUUCAAGGACAUGAAGAAGGCGGCCCAGCGGCUCAAGAUGAGUCGGCAGCUGGCGGCGGCGCAGUCGCUGCUGCUGGCGGCGCGCCGGUGGACAACGCCCUUCCCCAUCCAAAGCUUCGCAGCUGAAGCGCGAGAAGAGUCUGUGGGAUGGGCGUCAGCAUCUGCGUCGGUUUCAGCGUCGGCCUCUGGCGAACUCGGGGCGGGAGCGGGAGCGGGCACGCCGGGGAGGGGGGGCGAGGGGGCGGCCAGGGAGGCGGCAGAGCGGCAGGAGCGGGAGGAGGCGGAGGCGCAGGCAGAGGUGGAGGAGGUGGCGGCGCUGAAUGGUCAGCUGCACCACUCGCACACGCCCUCCCAGACGCCCGUCAGCACGCCCGCGCCGCCGCAGCUGCACGCGCACCCGCACCCGCACCAGCACCAGCUGCAAGGGGCGGCGGAGGCGGAGGCCGAGGCGGGGCUUCGUGCCGCGCUGCUUAGGCUGCGCGCGGCGCCGCUGCACUCCCACCCUGUGCCUGUGGACGCAGACGACGAAAGCGCCGCGGCCUCGGCCGCAGCUGACACGGCCACCGGCAGUGCAGUGCUACCCGCACCGCCCGCAGCCGGGGCCUGUCUUGCUGCACGGCCCGGACCCGGACCCGGGAUGGGGCCGGCGGCGGCGGCAGGGCCCGGCGAGGCGCUGCCGGCGGCGCAGGGCAUGAGCCCGGCGCUGCUGCGCGUGCUGCGUACCGCCGCGGCUGGGGGCGGCGGCGGUGACCCCUGGGCCACCCCCGACCAGUCCACGCCGCACCUGGCGCCGCCGUCCAGCGGCUGGUCGUCCAUGGACGCCAGCGGCGCCGCCACACCCGUGUGGCCUGCGCCCACACCCCACGGCUGCGGCCCCAGCCUGGGCGGCGGCCUGGGUGGCCUGGGCGGCUUGGGCGGCCUGGGGGCGCUGGGGAGCAUGCUGCCUCCCAGCCUGGCAGCCAGCAGCGCGUGUGUGCCGGUGAUGGCGGCUGGCGGGGUGAGGGGAGUAGGUGCAGGCGAGGGCGGCGCGCGUGCGGAAUCGGUGGAGGGUGGUGGCGUGCAGCUGGCCGAGGGGGAGGAUGCCGCGGCGGCUGUGGGGGCGCGAGGGGGCGGAGGCGGCGCGGCCGGCGCUCGGGCGGAGGGACUGGGGUGGCAGCGCAGUCGGGGGCCGGGGCGGGGUCGGGUGCUGGCGGUGUGCUGCUGCAUCGACCUGGAGUGGUGGGAGCGGGACAGCUCCAAGGUCACGGAGAUCGGGUGGACCAUGUGGGACAACCUCACGUGCAAGCUGGACUCCAGGCACUGGAUUGUGUCCGAGAACGAGGCGCUGGUGAACCGCAUCCACGUGCCGGACCAUAAGUACGAGUUCCUGUUCGGUCAGUCCCGCAAGGGGCCGCUGGCGGAGGGCGCCGCCGCGCUCCAACACGACAUGGAGCAGUACGGGCGUGAGGUGUGGGCGGCCUGGUGGGAGCAGGCGCAGGAGCAGGCGCAGGCGGCCCGGGCGGAGGCGGCCCAGGUGGAGGCAGCACAGCAAGGGGCAGAGCAACCUGAGGUGGAGCAGGCGGCUGUGCCUGUGGUGGCAAACGGUAGCGCGGCGGGCAAGGCGGCGCGGCAGGAGCCGGAGGAGGCAGCUGCGUGCGGUGAGGGUUGGGGCGGUGCCGGGGGCAGCAGCGCCUGUCCCUCGGCGCCACGCUCGCCCUCCCCCUGCUCCUCGCCGCCCAAGGCGCCGGCCCCGCCGCGAAUGCAGCUGGUGCUGGUGGGACAUGGGCUGGCCGGUGACCUCAAGGCUCUGACUGGUCUGCUGGGCGUGACACUGCCGCCCGGCACCGCCAUUCUGGACACGGCAGACCUGGCCUGGGCGGCGCUGCAGGAGCAGCAGGUGCAGCAGCAGCAGUUACAGCUACAGCAGCAGCAGGAGCAGGCUGAAGGGAACGGGAGCGUUGGAGCGGCGGCCGCGGCGGCGGCGGCGGCGGCUGCAUCCGCAGCCAGCGUGCCGGGGGAGCGGACGAAUCUGAGCCUGCGCCUGCUGCUGAAGACGCUGGGGAUCCCGGCGACCAAGCUGCACAACGGCGGGAAUGAUGCGCGGUACACAAUGGAGGCGAUGCUGGCGCUGACCACGCUGCAGCCAUGAGGGAGGAGCGUUGACUCAUGAGCCUGCUCGGGCAGAGUACCACAGAUUCAGACGCGGCGUAAACUGAAUUGUGUUAUUACGAGUUGUGAGUAUGAAUGGGGGCGGACGGAUUUGGACGCGGUGUAAGGUGAUUUGUUCUGUGCGCAUGUGUCUUGGUGCUGUGCGUGUGUAUGCUUCUCGGUUGUAGCUGUGAGCGUGGGCCGACGUGUGGAAGAGCGGAUGCAGAGCGGUGCCUGCAUGGGGGGAGCGACCAGGGUUUCGUGUGGGACGAUGGUGGAGGUAGACACUUUCGUGAGUAUGUAGUGGUUAU